Huiozyma naganishii CBS 8797 is the source of this 1254-nucleotide messenger RNA. It is a transcript of the gene TRS65, whose product is annotated as Trs65p. The record is from RefSeq and is a predicted model, not a curated record. Gene Ontology annotation, biological process: intra-Golgi vesicle-mediated transport. The transcript has a single exon. Gene Ontology annotation, cellular component: trans-Golgi network; TRAPPII protein complex. Bases 1 to 1254 code for a protein of 417 amino acids. Lineage: Eukaryota; Fungi; Ascomycota; Saccharomycetes; Saccharomycetales; Saccharomycetaceae.
AUGGUUCAGGUCCACGGUCGCCAUGAACAACGGGUACGACAACACCAUCAGGUUCAAGGUGACUUGGAGGCGGGGGCCGGGGACGGGCAGAGCAUUGGGGAGCAGGGGGGGACUAGAGAUGCCGAGGCUUCCCGGGAGGACGAGUUCUUGCCCAGCUUUGAACCAAUAUACAGUCUUGCUGCGGGGCCUGGUAGUGGUAGUGGUAGUGCUACUGCAGGUGCAACGGCAGAUGCCACUGCACCUGCUACUGUCCCUGGUGAUGUCUACGAUGAACACACGUCCGUGGAGCUCCCCAUCUAUUCUCUACUGAACAUGAGGUUGCGGAACUCGAAUCUACCCCGGAACACCUGCAUCCUGUCCUCCCUCGAUGUCCAGACGGCGAAAGCGGUCCUUCAACUGGCACAUAGACACUCGUUAACGAACCCACAGCUUGUCUUCCAAGACGUGCUGUUUGAACUAGUGGACAAGAGAGGGUCUCACGUUGCACUGGAGUGUCUCGACGACGGCGUCUCGAAAUCCCUACCACAAAUGACACUCACCCCACACGACUCAGUGUCCCUCGUGUACAGGUUACCACCCGUGGAGCGUGCCAUCGGACAACUAGCUGCUCAUAGACAUCGCGCCCGAGUGGUACUUCGGUACUCUCUGCACACACUGGAGGGCCACACAAUACCCAUAUGGACUCAAUGGCACACAGACAUCACGGUGAAACCCGUCGGUAGACCACUGGGGAUCAGCAAUAACACGCUGUCGCGGGUCUCGUCGCUGUCGUUGGCCUCGACGCCGCGAUUCCAUAGGACUUUGGAAAGCACUGUACCGAUACCGUCGUCGUCGCCUCCUCCAAUGCAUAACAUCCGGUACACGUUCCUCAAGGAGUCAAUUCAAGUACAGCAAUGCGACCAGUUCAUCCUGCGUGUCCAGAUCACGAACCUGUCCCCCACAGCGUCGAGGGACCUCGUCAUCUACUACAACAACCACACGCUGCCGGAUUCGCACGCUGCUGCUACAAACCUGACCCUCGAGCGACAGGCGACCCGCCAGAGACGGCUAGCAAGACACGCAGAGGGCAUCGUGCUCCUCUCGAACGACUACAAGCUGCCCGCGUUGCACCCGGGGGGAACACACCUCGUGGACUUGCAGUUCGUUGCCGUCCAGAGGGGACACUACGCGAGACUCCCGGGGCUCAAGUUGCUGGACCUCCCGACUGGGGACACCGUCGACAUCGGCAACGGUGCGUCUGUGCUCGUCGAGUGA